Molecule: messenger RNA, 5442 nt
Organism: Coturnix japonica (Japanese quail)
Lineage: Eukaryota; Metazoa; Chordata; Aves; Galliformes; Phasianidae
Product: retinol dehydrogenase 7-like
Biological process (GO): steroid metabolic process
Cellular component (GO): intracellular membrane-bounded organelle
Molecular function (GO): oxidoreductase activity
Source: RefSeq, a predicted model, not a curated record
UAGAGACUGAAGUUUGGCUGAUUUAUGUCAGCCCUUGUCAGACCACAGGUUCUGUCACAGCUGCUGCAAGACUACAGCACUGCAGUGAUUAACAUUUAAAGCAAAGUUCACAACUGUAAAUACAUUAUUUAUACUAGGAAUGCAGGAAAAAUAUAAAUUGCUCAAUGCAUUACAAAGAUAUUUUUCACUGUAAAAGGGCCACAUCCUGGUGGUAAGUUCUCUUCUACAAUCAGACAUCUCGUUUACUUGUAUGCCUGAAGAGAAGGGGAAAGGAGCUUUGCUUACACAUUCAGACAGAGCAGAGGGAUCAGAAGCACCCAGCACACUUCAGGCCAGUCCUAUGUUAGCAGUCCUAGCAGUAACAUGUUAGAGGCUAUUUUCAUGAAAACUGUUGAGCAGAGCUUGUAGAAUUUGAACUUCUAUUUGAUACAUGUUACUUAGUUACACAGAUAAUUGAUCUGUUUCAAGUACAGUAAAGCUGUCCUUGUACCAGAGCAAAUAAUUUUGCUCCUGAGAGCUGUCAAACACAAAGCUGUAUCUUUGUCCCAGAAAGACCAAGUCCUAUCAAUGGCAGCUCAUUCAUGUGCAGGAGUAAAGAGAGAGGUCUGAAAUAAGCCCAGUUAAAUCAAUGGAAAGAUUCCUGCUUGUUUCAACAUAAUGCACAGUAGGUUAGUACUCCCUAAGGAGUCUUAGCAGUCCCCUAGGCUCUACAGAUAACUAUAUAUAGCCUGCAAAGCUUAUACAGCAAAGGUAGGAUUGGCUGUGAUGGAGCUUAGGUGGAGGAUUAAUAAAACUAAUUCCCUAAGAUAGGAGCACCACAGCACAAGUGGUUACCAACAGAGAGGAGAAGGACUGCUUGUCAGCCAUAAAACCACCAUGCUGAAUUUGCAGGGUUUUGUGAAAACUAUAUCAUCGUCCAAAUGUCGAUGCACCGAAAUAACUGGUGAAGGCCACCCAUGAGCACCCGGAGGUACCUGGUGAGCUUGCAGAUGUCUCCCCUAAACCUUUCAUUUUCAGACUCACUGCACAUAGUGAUUCUGGCUUCCAUACUUUCUCUCAUCAUUUACUGGCUCAUCAGAGACCGUCACAGAGUUAGAGACCUGAGUGAAAAGUAUGUCUUCAUAACAGGCUGUGACACCACACUUGGAAAUGCACUGGCCAAGUGGCUUGACAAAAGGGGAUUUUGUGUCAUUGCUGCAUGUGCCAAUGAAAAAGAAGGCCAAGAACUACUGUCCUGCUCCUCACUUUCCCUGAAGACAGUGGAUCUGGACUUGGCUGACUCCAGCAGCAUCUCCAGGGCUGUACUAUUUGUGACAGAGGAAACAGCAGGCAAGGGGCUUUUUGGCUUGGUGAACGCUGCUGAAGGAGCAACACCUGCAGCACCCACUGACUGGCUGAGGAUUGAUGACUUCCACUCAGUGCUGGAUGUUAAUCUACUGGGACUGAUUGAAAUCACGCUCAAGCUUCUACCACUUCUGAAAAAAGCCGAGGGAAGAGUGGUCAAUCUAAUCAAUGCUAAAGGCUUCAUGGCAUUUGUAGGGGGUGGCUACAACUUGUCCAAAUGGGGCAUGGAAUCUUUCUCCGACAUCUUACGGAGAGAUAUUCAGCACUUCGGAGUGAAAGUAAGCAUUGUUGGGCACAGUUUCUUCAACACAAAAGUUAAUUCAAGUAUCAUGGAGAGAGACCUCCUAAGACUUUGGAACAGACUGCCUAAUGAUAUCAGAGAUUCCUAUGGAGAAAAAUACUUUUCUGAAUAUAGAAAAGCUCAAAGAUCAUCAGUGAAAAGACUGUGCAACUCUGAUAUUUCUAAGGUCAUAAAAUGCAUGGAACAUGCCCUGUUAGCAAAGUACCCCAGGACACGAUAUGGAGCUGGAUGGGAUGCAAAGUUCUUUUGGCUGUUCCUCUACUAUGCCCCGAGCUGUUUAUCUGACAUGCUGUUUCACAUGAUGCUUCCAGCUCCAGCAGCUAGUGGGAGUUCAGUCCCUGGUGCUCUAAUCAACAUCUAGUACUAUAACCAGCAUCAGCUCUAUGGAAACAACUCUUAAUCCUCUCAUAAACAGAUGACAUCUCCUCUUUACCAGUUACUAGACUACUAAAAUUCCCUUCAGAAAACACUUUCUCCUGCUUACCUGAAAUUUCUGAGUUUGUAGAUAAGACUUGUGAACCUACCACACUUUUUUGCGCCCAGAAGUGAUACGUCUGUAAUAUCUGCAUGCAAGCAAUGUUCAGCUACAAAUCUAGUUAAUACUGCUCAUCCAAUAAAACAUUUGUUGUUUUUCUUAUUUAAAUGAAAAUCUGUUUUUCACAUUGACUUCAACAACACGUAGGUUUCUAGAGAAUUCGAAAAGAAAAAGAUAAAAUCAUUGGUCUUUCAGAACAUCUAUAUUAUACACGUACCUUAUAGAAUGUGCUUAUUCAGAUUUAAUAAUCUAUUUCAUGUAGCUUGGUCAUGGCCAUAUUCAGAAGUUGCUAAACUUCAAAAGCUCCUGAACACAAGAUAUCAAAUCAAACAAUAACAAAGCCCAGCUAUUGCAACAUAUUCCAAAAAUUACAAUUGCAGAAUUUGACCACAUCUAACCAUCUGGUUAUUCAACUGUGUAGAGACAAAACGUAAGUUAUUUCAAAGAUAUGAAAUUACAGGAAAAAUCAAAACUGAACGAUCCCCCAUUACUACUAUAACAGAGCAACACUUAUAUCUUAAUAGUUGCAUUUUAAUACCCAUUCCCAAUACCUGCACUGUUUACUAGGGAAAAUGUUAAAAUGAAUAUAUAUUUACAUUUAUUUUGCCCUCAAUGUGCUUUGCAACUUAAAAGAAUUAUUAUUUCACUCAUUAGAUGAAACAGGUUGCUAAUAUAUGCUACAGCCAAUUAAUCCGAAUGUACAAAGAGCGUGCUCAAAAUGGUGAAGUGGCAGCUUAAGUUGCUGUGCCUCUUGUACACUAUUUCUAUCAGUUAAGCUACUGACAUGCUUGUGUUCCUGGAGAUUUGAAAAUUGAGAGGGUAAAGGUUUUAUUUGCUAAAGACCUGCGCUGGUGAUUAAUCAUUAAUGUGCAAUUCAAUUAAGCUUAGAAAAAUACCAGUUGCAGGUCAGAGCACCAAAUGUAAGAAAAUCAGUUUCAUUACCGUGCAGUGUGUGUGUGCUGAGGGUGGGAGAGCAUAUGCAAGAAAGGGACAGAAUGUAAAAAUGAUUCACUGAGGUUGUAUUAUCUAGCAAAUGGUUUCAAGAAGAAAUUUAUUUUACUUCAUACAGAGAGUCGUAGCUCUUUCUGCCUGGCUAGACAGAUGUAGAUAAAAUGUUCAGUGAAAAAAAUUUAACAUUUUAAUUUACUGGGCUUGUAGCGGCCAAUUAGAGAGAUGUGCUGAAAUUUCUAAUAAGCCUUCUUUUAAACAACAAAAUUCCAAACAAGAAUUAAGCCAGGGACUGCCCUCAUGAGGGAAAUAUAAUAAAAGUGGAAAAUGAAGUUAGGAAAAGAAUCUGAAACUUCUGUUCAACACAGUACCACAACACAUAUACAUACUCAGAAGGUUAUGUUGCAAUACACUACUGAGAUGAAGAGACCCAGUUAAAGCUUAGGAAUCCUUUGCCAUCCAGUAUGUUAAAUAAUCAAAUUUGUACGCUACAUAUCUAAUCCAGUCUCCCAGUAUUGGUUUUCUUCUACACCUGAAAAGUAAAAAAUUUAAGGCAAAGAAAAAAAAAUACCCUCUGACACAUAGCUGAUGUAUAAGCAAUUGGACAUAAAUCUCAAGGAAAUGCUAGCUCUUCCUUCUCUCUUAAAAACACUUUGAGGACUUAUUAGUUCCUUCCUCGACAAGAGCAACCUGCCUUUAAAAGGAAAUCUUUCUCAUAGACAUUCAGAGAUAUGUAUGUUGUGUUCCCAAUUCUAAAGGAUUUUUCUACAUUCAAGCAAUCAGAUAUAGUAUCAGACUAACAUUUUGGUUGCUUAUAUCGACACUACGACACUACCUUAAUAACCAGUUUCCUGCAAUAAAUUCUAAGAUUUUCCUGUUACAAUGGCCAGAUUAUUUAACAUAUGUAUAUAAGGAAGCAGUGAUAAAAUAUUAGUGAUUUUAUAUAAAAAACUCUAAACAGUUGUGUAGAGUUAUAAGCUAUUCUUACUUUAAUUUACCUAAAGCAAGAUUGUUUUCAUCUCAGGGUGCACUGAAGUCUCCGCAGUGGCAGAAUCCAUACAGCAUUGACAAAAAGUUAUGGAAUAGGGAUAUGAUAAAAUAAUACAUUUAUUAAAUUUAUUCAGCAGCAUUAUUUUCCAGUAGUCUUUUCUAAUCAAAGUACAUUACAAAAUAAUUAGAAGCAUUCUAAUUAGAAAUAGUGUAUGUUUUGAGAACUUAGUCAUAAAGCAAUCAAAUAGUAGAAGUCUCAAUUAUCUUAAUUUAAGAAUCUUUAAAUUAUGUGAGUAACUAGUUAGGAAUGCUACAUGUUCCUGUAGUGGUACUCAGAGUUUCCUCAAACAGUUCACACUGUGGAAAUUACCUUGGCUAAUUAAUAGAAAAACUUGUAAGACAUACAGUAUAUGCUGAUAGAAGGUUAUGAAAAUAAGCAGAUUAACUACAAAGACUGCAUUAGUAGAAAUUGUUUCCCUUUCUAUUAAUGUCCACCUCUGGAAAUAAAUAGUCAAUAAAAUUAAAUUUUCACAUUAAAAUACCUGAAUCAUUUCUUAAAUGAAGCAGUAUCUUUUGUAUUUUGCUUUUCAGAAAUAAGCUAUUACAGAAUCUAGCUACUUUUUUUAGUAGUACAAAAAACUUCAAGAGACUCCAGCAAGAACAGUGCUAUUUCACUGAUGUACAAGAGAGAAUCUCAUUAAAUUCAGUACUCAUGACAUUAAAAUCUAAAUCCAUCAAAUCUUUUAAAGAACACUAUUAAUCGAGUGGUUUUAAUUGGAUCCUAGUAGAAAAGUAUGUCUAAUGGAUUGUUUUAUCCCAGGCAGUUAAAACAUUGUAAGAAUAACACUCUGCACAGAUAGCUAUUCAGCUAUGAAUGACGCUGCAUUGACUUUUCCAUCUUUUAACACAAGAUAAACAGAGACACCCAUUUCUACAUCCAGCAGACAAUAAAAAUAGGUGGUAAGGAUGCCCAGAGCACCAGUAGAAGUUUUAAAAGGUAUUGUUAUAAAUAUAUAUGCGAAAGAUCCUGUAAAUCAGUAAUGCUCCUAUACUCACCUUGUUUGUAUUUUUAGUCUAAGCCCCUAUGUAACGACUUUACCCCUAUCUUUAUGCAACCAAUUCCAUACAGAUUUAUACUAGCAAAAAAAAAACCAAGAUAAUCUUUGAAAAAUUUACAAAUUUACAAUAUAUUUAUAACAUUACUUUCAGACAGGUUCAGUGCAAAGAUAUACAUAUAGUACACCAUGAUACUUGUUCAUAAAAAUAGUAAUUGGCAUUUGUCAAAAACAAGGCAUAGUUUCAAUAUACAUCUCCAGCCACCGAC